ACUGCUGGAACAGCCAACCCAGGCACCGCAGGAACCGCUAACCCAGGUACUGCUGGAACCGCCAACCCAGGCACUGCAGGAACAGCCAACCCAGGCACUGCGGGAACUGCAAAUCCAGCUGGAGCUGCGAAUCCGGGAACCGCAGGUACAGCAGGAACCGCAAACCCAGCCGCAGCUGCGAACCCUGGAACUGCAGGAACCGCAAGCCCAGCCGGUAUGGCAUUUCCCCAUUCUUCCGCUCUCAACUCCAUCGAUAUUCAAGCUAACAUCCCCUCAGGAGCCGUAAGCCCAGGGGCGGCAGGUACAGCAGGUACAGCAGGAAGCGUAACCCCUGCUGGUAUGGCCACUCUCCAUCUUUUCGUUCUCAGAACUAGUAAUGUCCAACUAACACUUUCAAAGGAGCCACGAGCCCGGGAACUGCCGGCACACUGGUAUGGCUGCUCCCCAUCUUACUCUCAAGGCUCUUGGCGGUCUAGCUUACGUUCAUCAGGAGCUGCGAACCCAGGAACGGCAGGUACCGCUGGCGGCGCAAACCCUGCUGGGGCUGCAAACGCAGGAACCGCCGGUACCGCCGGCACUGCUGGAACUACCAACACUGGAGCGGGCCAGAACGCUGAGGGCAGCACUUGCUUCGAUAUUACACUGGGAUGGGAAACCUUGGUCGGAUUCAGCGUAUAUAGAUUAUUAAAUGGGUUUGGAUGGGAUUUGGGAUUACGGUGGGCUCAAGGUGAAUACAUGAUCUCUAGAAACCGAUUCGUUGUUCUCAAGAUAUUCCCCAGCCUCUCAAACUCUAGAUACCUUCCCAUCUUAUCUUACCUAAAGCUGUUUUCCAACCUGAAUUGUUUUACCCCAGUUCAUCUUACGUUAUGUCGCUGUAUAUAUGAGCAACUAUUAGCUACCAUUAAGGAGUUAUUAUGUACCUAUCCAGCUAAUUGGCAGGCUCACUGCCACGGUUAUGUUACAGCUAUCCAACCCCUGAGCUCCUCGGCCUCCGUACCUCUGCCUCCGACCCUAAAGUUUACUCCCAGGGAGCGCAGUAUCUUGACAUCCGGCCGUUAUAGCCACUGGCAAAUAUUACACCGAAAGAGCUUGUCGUCGAUUGUUCAACAGAUCAACAACCUAGCCGUGUUUGAACUGACAGCGGAUCAUAUGUUGGACACUAAUAAUCGAUACUCUCAGCCCAGCUCCGAUCAACAAAUAAAGCCAGGAGUUGAUGAGUUGUUGUUUUCAAUCAUGAGAGACGGCCGAGAACUGCAACGACUAAAAAAAAGUAGCGCAAUCACACAAGUUCAAGCUGUUGUUGAAGCACCAAGUCAUCUAACCCUCCUUAUUCGCCUCUUAUUAAGCUUUUCUAUCUCACUUCCCCUAUCUGCAACUUCGCUGCGCAAAGACUAA
Messenger RNA from Lindgomyces ingoldianus, 1395 nucleotides. RefSeq lists its product as uncharacterized. The coding region runs from base 217 to 1395 and encodes 392 amino acids. The transcript has 15 exons. The record is from RefSeq and is a predicted model, not a curated record. NCBI's taxonomy places the organism in Eukaryota, Fungi, Ascomycota, Dothideomycetes, Pleosporales, Lindgomycetaceae.